Molecule: messenger RNA, 280 nt
Organism: Lucilia sericata (common green bottle fly)
Lineage: Eukaryota; Metazoa; Arthropoda; Insecta; Diptera; Calliphoridae
Exons: 1
Coding region: 10-201 (63 amino acids)
Source: RefSeq, a predicted model, not a curated record
UCAAUCAUCAUGCAAUUCACCUGGUUCUUUGCCGUCAUCUUCGCUUUGUUCGCUCUCGUAUCGGGCCAAAGCUGUCCUGGCAACUCCAAAUUGGAUAAGUCCACUAACUUGUGUCUUGCCGAACGUCCCAUUCACGGUGAAUGUCCACAAAAUUUCAAAUACAACAUCAACAUUAACAAAUGUACCUACGCUUUAAGAUAAACUUAUUGAUUGUUAAUUGUUUAAAAUUUUUUAAAUAAUAAAAUAUGAAAUUUAAAUGAAAAUUAUAUUUUGCGUAAAA